This is a messenger RNA of Pelobates cultripes (western spadefoot toad), 16363 nucleotides long. The record is from the annotation of a GenBank genome assembly. NCBI's taxonomy places the organism in Eukaryota, Metazoa, Chordata, Amphibia, Anura, Pelobatidae.
GGCACAGCAAUGCAUGCAACCAGCUGGGACUGAUGAGUCUCUUUUCUCAGCAAUAAUAAAAUCAAGCUAUUACAAAGAACAACAAAAUGUAACUGUGUAUACACAUCACUCCAGUGUAAUUUGCAUGUUCAAACAAAGUUGCUUUAAUGCAAACAAUGUAUGGAAGAAUGCUAAUACAAAACUUAGCAAUACAUCAGAAUGUACAUUAAUGUGUCAUCUUCAGUUUUUAUGGUGUGUCAUCUUGUGUUAUAAAUGUACAACUAUUAUUUCAAAUUAUAAACCAUAAAUCUAACAUGAUAAGGUCAUUCAUGAAUGAAAAUGGGUCAUUGUUUUGCAAUAUGAUUAUUCAUUACCUAGACAUAAAAUAUUAAUGUAAAACUCAUCAUAUUUUGUAGAAAAGUAAUUCUAAAAUAACACACACUAUAAAUCACUAGACAGGAAAUGUAGCAUGAUUGUAAAUACACAGACAAUAUGAAGGAUGGGGAACAUGAAACUUUCACAUUAAGUUUUAAUGUGCAUCCAAGGAUAUUGGGAUGGAAAAAAAUGAGAUUUCAUUUGCCCACCUUUCUUAUUCACUGGCAUUCUUAAUAUUAAUCUUCAGUCUGGCACUGGCUGUUAGGGGCAAAAGAUGUCUAAAACUGUGUUUUUAACAGCCUGGUGAAGUACAGAACUGGAAGAGUUAAGUUCCUAGCAGCCAAGUAGAAUGCAAAUGUAUGUGCAAGUAGCUCCAGUUGAUUGGAAUGUAUCAGAAUACCAAUGUAUCCAAACAGGAAGAAAACAGCAGGCAGGGUUACAUUUGUAAAUACAAUUUACUAGAUCUGGGUUUCUGCCACCUUAGGAAAAAAAUAUAAAAAUAAUGCCAUCUGAUUAUUAUACAGCUCCAGAAAGAGGUUUCAGAGAUACAUUGCACAUAGGAUGACUUUUAAUGUUCAGUUCAUUAGCUGAAAUAUCCAGCCUUUAUUCCCCUCCUGAGUGGCAAGUUAUUUGCAUAUCAUCCAGAAGCACCUCUCCAGAUUGUCAGUCUCUGUGGACAGAACCCCCUCCAGAUCCACGGGCUGUUUGUAGCAUGUCCAGAUGAACUGUCUCCAGAGUCCAGUUUGUUUACAGUACUUCCCUGAACAAUGCCAGUCUAUGUGGGCAAGAUUUCCUGUAGAUUCCCAGUACAUUGGUAGAGUGCCCUGCAGCCCCUUCUACAGAGUGCCAAUCUGCACAGAGCUCCCUCCAGAUUGCCAGCCUAUGUAGGAAGUACUUCCUCCUGAGUAACAGUCUAUUUGUAGGGUCCAGCUGUACCUCCUGCAGAGUGCCUGUCUGCACAGAGCUCCCUCCAGAUUGCCAGCCUAUGUAGGAAGCACUACCUCCAGAGUAGGGUCCUGCUGUACUUCCUGCACAGUGCCAGUCUGCACAGAGCUCCCUCCAGAGUAACAGUCUAUUUGUAGGGUCCAGCUGUACCUCCUGCAGGGUGCCAGUCUGCUCAGGACUCCCUCCAGGCUGCCAGUAUGUGGGCAGCACUCCCUCCUGAGUAACAGUCUAUUUGUAGGGUCCAGCUGUACCUCCUGCAGGGUGUCAGUCUGCACAGAGCUCCCUCCAAAUUGCCAGCCUAUGUGGGCAGCACUCCCCCCCUCCCCAGAGUAGGGUCCUGCUGUACUUCCUGCACAGUGCCAGUCUGCACAGAGCUCCCUCCAGAGUAACAGUCUAUUUGUAGGGUCCAGCUGUACCUCCUGCAGGGUGCCAGUCUGCUCAGGACUCCCUCCAGGCUGCCAGUAUGUGGGCAGCACUCCCUCCUGAGUAACAGUCUAUUUGUAGGGUCCAGCUGUACCUCCUGCAGGGUGCCAGUCUGCUCAGGACUCCCUCCAGACUGCCAGUAUGUGGGCAGCACUCCCUCCAGAGUAGCAGUCUAUUUGUAAGGUCCAGCUGUACCUCCUGCAGGGUGUCAGUCUACUCAGUGCACAGCCUGCCAGCCUGUCUGAGCAGUAUUUAGAUGCAUUUCCUGCACCCUCUCUCCCCCCCAGUGCCAAGCAGCAUGCAGUGUGCCAGGCUAUGCACCCAUGCAGCAUCCCAUGAGCUGAAUCCAGUGCAGUUGGUCUGUGUGUGUGUGAGAGCCUGCAGUGGCAGGGUGUUAGUGUGUGGGUCUCCUCCUGUCCCCUGUCUCCAUGCCAGGUGAGUGGGUGCUGCCUGGUUAUUGCUGGCAGAGCUCAGACACUCAGCCAGGAUGAGGAGGAGUAGGAGGGAGUCAUGGCAGGUGCAGAGCCUGCACUCACUCUGCCCAGGCAGCUGGUCCAGGCGGCCCCGUGACGUCACCCGGCUCCUGUCACAUGACACGAGCAAGAUGGCGGCGCCCAUUGCCAUGCAGGAUUUGUGAGUCUCGCCCAGGGUGUUGCUGAGAGCUCCCGGCUGGGAACAGACCGCCAGUGUCUCUGUGGCUGUGGGUGUGGAGCACGGUGAGUGCUGUAAGGGGGGUUUAUAAUACCAGGUACCCCAGAUAAUACAGGUAAAGGCUGUGUGUCAAGGUCAUGUGCAGCCUGGCUGUGUAAAUAGGACCCUCUCACCCCCCACAUUUAUAAAUAACCUCUCCAGUUAUCGCCGGCUGCGAUAUCAGAUAUGUAAAUCGGUAUCAACAUCGGCUGGAGAGUCACCAUGGUUAUAUUAGGCUUGUAGAGAGCAGCAGACACCUGGAGUGGCCAAGGUUAGAGAUUAUUCCUUUCUGUUGGUGGGUGGGUGGUUGUGGAGAUGAGAUGAGUUGACAGAUUUGCCAUAUUUUACUGGAAACAUACACCUAAUGAACUCUGGAAGUGUACUCAACAUGGAAAUUUUGUUUUCUACAAUUUGUAAUUCUCAAAGUAAUAUUCAGCAUUGCACCCUGCGCCUCAUGGCAACGGCACGGUCACCCUAAAAAGAAAUUAGUAUCUUUAAUUAAAUUGAAAUCUUGUGAAGUACUCACAUAGACUGCGUUGAAAUUUCACUGAAAUUCCAGCACAGUCAAAAGGUUUACUAAGACAAAGUAGAGAUUACCGUUGUCAAGUUUUUUUUUUUAAAGUUUUCUCCUGCCAUUACUAAAGAAAAAGACUGUUAUGGAGGAUCCCUUGGUGUCUUGGCUUCUUUCAUAGACAUCAGUGUUGUACUCUCGCAUAUGUGCAAGAGUAUAACCCUCACCUGGGUUCCUCCCAGCUGAAGCGCCAGAGCUGAAGAGCACUGGCAGGAAGACCGUGGCGUGCCUGUGAGGGACAGGUUCAGAUUAGUAAAACUGAACAAACAGAACAAAGGAUACAGGUUGCGCCAAAAUAAAAAAUAAUAAUUUCUGUUUAAUAAAAGUAAUAUUUUUAGACUACCUAUUUGCCUGGGUCAGUCUUUUUAUUUCUUCAUUGUAAUUGUAUUCAUACCUGGCACAUAUCAUCUGACACAUCAGGCUCAUCAUCCAAAGAAUCCUAGGUGGGAAUUGUUCCACCCAUGCCUGAAACAUAGAGCGGUCCGUGUGCUCUUUAACCCCUUAAGGGCCGCGGACGUAUGAGGUACGUCCGACAAAAAACGGUCCUUAAUGACCACGGACGUGAGUCAUACGUACGCGGUAAAUUUGAGCGCUGGAAGUUGCUCUGUGGGUAUUGAACGAUGUCGAGGCAUCGUACGAUACCCCGCCCCCUCCCCCACACUGCCGGGCACUCGAGUGAUCGCUCCCCCUGGUGCGAUCACUUGAGGGUUGCCGUCCGUGGUGCCUGGCAGUGUAGGCAAGAGCAUCAGAAGCCUUGAGGCAGGCUUCCGAUGCUCUGCCUGUACUGAGGGCCAUGAGGGGUCGAGGCAUUAAGUUAAAAUAAAAAAAUUAUUUAAACAAAAAACACCCACACCUGAAACAUAGAGAGGUCUGUCUGCUCUUUAAAUUGUAAGUAUAUUUUUUUCUGUUAUUCAAACUUACAUAUAUGGAGAGCACUAUGGACCUUCUCCUCUUCUUUUAUUGUAUAUGACCUACACUGCAACUACCGUCAGAGGGAUAUCCUACAAGUGGGGAGUUUAAUACCACUGUACGCUGUUUUACCGAGAGCUGGUUAUAGCUCUAUAAGAUGUGAGUUGGCAAAUUUUAUCUCAGUGUCUACAGUCCAUAGACUUACAAUAUUGCACUAUUGGUUUCCUAUUUUUCUUUUGCAUAUGCUGCUGAUGUUUGCAGUCAUACCAUAGAUGUCUAUUGAACACUUAAAGACCUUUAUGACCCCAAAAUACUUUUUAUCUCUUAUAUUUGGUACUUUUGUAUUGUAUAAUUCAUAUAUUUUUAGUGCUAUUAUAGUUAUUUGUUGGUUUUAUUUGGCGCAACCUGUAUCCUUUGUUCUGUUGGUUCAGUUUUCUCCUGAAGGGUUUGAGGGUUACCCAUUUUCAGGUGUGCAGUCCCAUUGAGAUCAGUUAUUGUAGCGCUGUUCCACCCUUGCUCUUUUUUGUCCUCAGAUUAGGAAAAACUCACCUGCACUACGCAACCGCUGGACACCUAACUGAGCAGUCACCAUGAGGUGUAUUUGCAAAUUAUACAAAGACCCCAGACUGUGACAGAGCCACUUUAAUGACGUCUACAAAAUUUAUAUUAAGUUUUCUUCUAAAACAUUUAUAUUCUUCAAACUGCAGGACAGUACUUUUCUUCUCUUUCACUUCCAUGUAAGUGAUGUGUUCGAGUCCACAGGGUCAAUCUGGCAUCUCUAGGGCUUAACCGGAUCUUACCGGACUGAUGACACUUUAGCCCUUUCAUUUGCUAUGUGUAACAAGUUAUGCACUUAGAUAUUAAAAAGAUAAAUGAAGGACGUUAAAGCGAUACUCCAGUCCCCUAAAACACAUUAGCUCACCGAAAUGCUUUAUGUGUGAAGAGUGUGUCCCCUUAUUUUUCUUCAUUUUACAAAAAGUGGAGAUUUCAAUAGAAAUUGGCACUUUAAUAAAUCAACAUUGUUACACUAAACUGGCUUUCAAGCAGACAACUGCUUCUGUUACUUCCUGGUUUGGUUAGCUCAGUGGAGCCUCACUCAAGAGACAGGCAAUUGCCCAGAACACCUACCUUGCAAAGACUUCUCAUUGAGCAUGCAUGUUUUCAUUUAGGAUGUAACUUCUACACAUUUAAUUCUAAUACAUUACAUAAUUCUAUUACAUUAUUAAUUCUAAUACAUUACAUAAUUAAUUCUAAUACAUUACAUAAUUAAUUCUAAUACAUUACAUAAUUAAUUCUAAUACAUUACAUAAUUAAUUCUAAUACAUUACAUUAUUAAUUCUAAUACAUUGUAUUUGGGCAGUGGAGUGUUCCUUUAUCCCUUUAAGUAUUUCACACCUCCCCUAAAACCCUACUACUCAAGCACAAACUCACACGUUAGCCAUGGCAUCAUUAGGGUUGAUAUCACCACCUAACCCAUAAUCCUCCUCCCAUACCAAACUAUAUGAGAUCCGUAGUUGUCCAGUGGUAACCUCUAGUGAUCGGCACUUUCCCUGGGCAUAUUCUAAUUCCCUCCUUCUAAAGAAAAACCUUUAGGUUGCCAGUUUACCAAUGGCUUAGCCAAUUCUCCGCUAUGUGUGUAUUGUUCUUGCAAUAUUACCAUAUAACCAUAAUGCCAGAUCUGUUGCAGCUUUAUUUAGUAACAGGACCUUGGUAUGUAUUUAUGUAUUGUUUUCAGUGCCUUAAAAUGACUGCUGGUACCUUUGGGGGUAUUUAGGGUGCAGUGGCCUGGGGGUGCAGCUGUGGUGAGUUCUGCUUCCUUAAGCUGUCCCCACCACCUUUUCUUCAGCUGCUGGCGCCCGAUUCACCAGGAGCCCACAUCGCUAUCUCCACAUUUUGUCGAGGUAGGAUUUUUACCAUUAGACAAAGUAGUCCCUACUUCUUCCUAUGAUAUAUUUUGACUGCAUUGGAAUUUCAAUGAAAUUCCAACACAAUCAUUAUGAAGUGCUUAAUUUAUUUCUCUGGUGACAAAGCUGCUUUAAAAUGCAUAUGUGUAACAAUAAUGUUUUUGCAGGAGUACAACAUGUCUGAAAAAGAUCCUUUUGAUGUGCAUUUGUCAAGAAAGAAAGACCAACAGAUGUUAAAAGUAGACAUUGAGGCAUUUUUAAUGGAACGGUUUAACCGCCUCCCUGAGAAUGACCGGUGAGUUAUGAAUAUGGUUUACAUCCAAUGUUUGUGGUCUUCAAGCCAGUCAGUCUAUUCAAAGCAGGGUUUUACCGGAGAUAUUUUAGGCAGGUUUCUAGAAAGCCUUACCUGUAGAAGGUGUAACCGAACAAACCGAUUACAUUAACCACAUAAAGGUGCUAUGGUAUCAAGUGACAUUUAUGAAGAACAAUUGGAAAACUAGUAUAAUGUUGUUGUUGUUUUUUUUUUUUUUAACAGUUUGAGUACAUUUUGUAAUGCUUAAAUAGUAUGCAUCCCUCGGUCCAAGUUAUCAAGUAAAAGGAAUUCUGGUGUAGAUUCAGGGAUUUCAGUACAAUAUCCCCUGAUGUAUUGAAUUAAACGCCUAGAUAUGUCAGUCUAACUACCUCCCAUCCUGUCUCCAUCCCUUAAAGGGACACUAGUCACCAAAACAACUUUAGCUUAAAGAAGCAGUUGUGGUGUAUAGAUCAUGCCCCUGCAGUCUAACUGCUCAAUUCUCUGCCAUUUAUGCGUUAAAUCACUUUGUUUAUACAGCCCUAGUCAUACCUCCCUGCUUGUGACUUCCACAGUCUCCCCUCCAGUAAAGUAAGAGCUAACGUUUACACUCCCUUUAUUCCAAAUUCUGUUUAAUUUAGAAUUUCUUAUCUCCGGCACUGUUAAUAGCUUGCUAGACAUUGUAGAAGCAGGAGAUAAAAACAUCUGAAAUAAGUUAGCCUCUAAUUGAAAAUGAAACCAUUUUUUAUGCAGUCACAGCCUGGGGAGGUCUGCAUAAACAGAAACAAAAGUUAUUUAACUCCUAAAUGUAAGAGAAUUGAGCAGUGAGAAUUCAGAGGCAUGAUUUAAGCACAAAAACAGCAGCAUUAGGCUAAAGUUGUUAUGGUGACUAGUGUCAUUUUAAAGUAAUGUGCAUAGCACCUCUUGAAUGCAAUCUGUGAUCCUCAUUCAUCUCACUGUAGUGGCUAACUUGUGACAUCUGCCGUAUACCACAAGGUGAACGGCUUUUUACAAUGAAAUGUUAGAAACUUUGCAUUUAUGUGUUUCAAAAAGUCAUAACAGUUUUGUUUUAAAGAGAAGUAAGAUUUUUCUGUAGUGAUUCAUAUACUUCUCAAGUCUGAAAAUAUAUAUUUUUUAGCAGAAUAUUCCUUUUAAUGUACGUUUACACUCAGAUCAUUUUAUUCUGUUGACCCGUUUCUCAGGAAGAUGUUUAUAUAUGGAUCUGUCUUCCUUGGCAUAAAUGGGGCUUUUUCUGGACUGAUAGCCAACAGCUUAUUCCGGAACAUUCUGCACGUUACACAGGCCCGAUUUCUAUCAAGUCUACCAAUGGCUGUUCUUCCCUUUCUGACUACAGUGGCUACCUAUGGUGGCCUGGUAUCUAAGCCUCUGCUUCAGGGUAUGUACCUUGCAUUCUGAACUUAUAGAAAUACAUUUAAUUGGUCAAUUGUAUGUUCAUAAUGAGGCUGUAUUUGGUGGAAUCCUCAGUAUAUUGCAGGAGAGCUAAAAAAACAAGACAUUAAUAAAUAUAUAACUAUCAAAAAUUAGUAACUUUUACAGGUAAUGCAAGAAAUAGUGCAAAAAGUUAUGCUACAUUUAAUUUAUAUUUAGCCACUUUAAAAAAUUUUUUUAAAAAAUUGAACAUUGCAGUAAAAGCAGAAUAAUCCCAGAAUGAGGCACAUUUUAACCAUGCAUCUUUAGAUAUUAAUAACAGGGCUUAAAAUGUAAAUCGUACGCUACUAGCCAGGCCUUAAACAUUACAGAUUACUGCAAGCCUGAAGGGUUUGUGACAAAGUCACAAGGGCUAAAUUGUAUUUAUCAAUGACUAUAGGAGAAACUUUAAACCCUGAUAGUAAUUUAUUUUCUAUUCGGUGUUGCAAUAGUUCAGCCCUUUACUACAAUUUGGUGAUUUAUUGUAUUAUGAAAUAAAGUGGGAUUAUAACUUGGUCCCCCAUAUACAUUUGACAAGUAGUCUCUCAACCAUUACCACAAUAAGCAUCAAUCACCAUGCUGAUCACUGUGUGUGUUCGCCAUUCGGUGAUUGUAAACUAAGUUAACCCGGCACGUCCCCUGCACUGGUGAGCUCCUACAUGGUAGUAUGGAUUAAAGUCAAAUAACAUGUCUGUGAACAGUAAUAACAACCAAUAUGUCUGUUUUACUGUAGGCAGGGAAAAAAAGACAUAUAUGUUAAAAUGGAAGUUUGAUUUCACUUUGAUAUUGCAUAUUAUAGAACAGGUCUAAAGAGACCAAGAUAAAAUUAAGUGUAGAGUGAGACGGAUGCUUGAUAAUGUGCUUCCAACAUUGACUUUUCCUAUUUUAUUAGUUUUUUCAAUUUAUCACAUGUAGGUAAUUGUUGUAUAUUUUCCUUUAAUCUGGUUGAAAUUCAUAUUUGUUAAAAGAACACUCCACUGCCCAAAUGGGCAGGAAAAAAUAUCACUGUUUAGUAGAUAUAGCCCUAAUUAAUACACAUUUAUUUGGAGUAUAUCUUUAAAGAGCUUGCAAAGGCUGCAGAUCUUAUGAACUUUCAGUCUCUUCACAGGAAAAUAACCAAUCAGUGCUUUCAGUCUCUUCACAGGAAAGUAACCAAUCAGUGGCCUCUGAAUUGAUGCGCACGUGUACGCUCUGAGGUUUGUAGGAAAAGGUCUGAGGUGGAGAUAACAGGCAUGCUCAAGUAAAGCGUGACUACCACUUUUUUUUUUUUUUUAGCUUAGGGGAGCUAAUGGAAAAAAAGCUGCAACCGCCCAGGCUGUCUGAUUGACAGCCAGGGGGGUGUUUCCUAGUUAAUUUAUAAAAGGGAUGAUUUCUAUGGCACAUUUAUAAACUGGGGUUAAACUAGGAUACUCCUCACCCAUAACGUACUCUAGCAAGCUGAGGUGUUUUGGGGGUAAAUAGGCAAAUUAUACAUUUUGUUUGUGAUUCACAACAGAAUUACUGAAUUUAACUUAGGCACCAAAUGGUACUAAUUGAUAUAUGCUUACUCAAAUGAUUUUUCUUUGGGAAGUAUGAGAAUUGCAAAAUUUUACCUAAACUGUAUGUUAACCCUGCACUUUCGCCAUGUUUCUCCUGUACCCAGGUGACCUGAAUUGUUCUCUGUGCACUAUGGUUAGAGGUGGGCUGAUCGGAUCUGUUGCAGGUGCUCUAUAUCCAAUACUCUUGGCCUUACCUGUUAAUGGGGGACUAGCUGCACGGUAAGCUCAUCUCCCUGUAUAUGUAUUUAGUCAACAUAAUCUGUGUAGAACCAUGUUGUUGGAGGGACAUACAAUGUUCUUAUAUGAAACAGAUAUAUGAAUAGCCUAAUUGUCAUGAUUAGCAUGCCUUGCAUUAAUGUUUAUUCCACACUGAGCUAGUGAGAUACAUCUUCCCAUCUCACCCAUUAUUAGUUUCUAUUGCUUGGGAGGUAGUCCCAAUUUACCUAGUAGUGAGAGCAGGACCUCUUUUGUAGGAUAUUAUACUCUAUUAUUCAGUGGCGGCUCUAGACUUUAUGAGGCCUUAGGCGAAACUCAAACAAGAGGCCCCCCCACUAAUACUCAUAGUAAAAAACAUAUAGGGGUUGCAUCGUGUGUAUAAUGAGCUGUUGUUAUAUUGAAUGACAGGCUUGCGGUGCUGGAUACAGAGAGCUAGUCUCUGUAUUCAGUGUUGGGGUGAGUGUGGCACGGUUUAAGGAGAAAGUGUGACAGGGCCAGGGGAGGUGAGAGUGACAGGAUGAGGGAGGGUUAUGUGACAGGGUGAGUGUGGCAUGGCUUGGCAGGAUGAGUAACAGGAUAGAAGUUAAUGUGAUAGGGUGAAGGGGGAUGAGUUUGACAGAGUUGGGGUUAUGUGUUGCACGGCUGGAGGAGGAAGUGUGACAAGGCGAGGGAAAGUGAGUCGGACAGGAUUAUGUGACAGGGUGAGUGUGGCAUGGUUGGGCACAAGUGAAAGGGUUAAUGUGAAAGGGUUGGGGGUGAGUGUGACAGUAUGAGAGAAGAUGAGUUUGAUAGGGUGAGUGUGGAAGAGCGAGGGCUGGUAAUUGUGGUAUGGAUGGAGGGGUGAGAGCGACAAGAUUAGGAGAGGUUAAUGUGAGCGAGGCUGGGUGAAGAAGGCAUGACAGCAUGUGGGGGGUGACAGUAUGUGUGUGGAAUUGUGACGGUGGGUAGGUGAGAGUGUGGGAGGAAGUGUUGGAAACAGUGAGAGUGUGUGCAGGAGCAGUAUGUGGGAGGGGUGACUGUAUGUAUUGGUGACAUAGUGUUGGGGGCUGACAAAAUGGGGUGCAAGUAUGUGAAAGGGUAACAGGGUGAGGGAGCAGUGUGGAGGAAUGUGACAGUUUCGGGGGCAGGGUGUGAGUGGGUGAUAGUGAGGAGGAUGGUGACAGUGUGGGGGGACAGGGUGUGUUACAGUGUGGGAGGGCAGUGAGGGUGGGAAGGCAGUGAGGGUGGGAAGGCAGUGUUGGGGCAGUGAGGGUGGGAGGGCAGUGUUGGGGCAGUGAGGGUGGGUGGGCAGUGUUGGGCAGUGAGGGUGGGAGGGCAGUGUUGGGGCAGUGGGGGUGGGAGAGCAGUGUAUGUGGGUGGGCAGUGAGGGUGGGUGGGCAGUGAUGGUGGGGGGCAGUGAAGGGGCAGUGAGGGUGGGUGGGCAGUGAUGGGGCAGUGAGGGUGGGUCGGCAGUGAGGGUGGGUGGGCAGUGAUAUGGACAGUGUGUGUGGAGGCUGUGACAAGCCUCCACACAUUGAAAUACCUUUUUCUUGAAAUAGAAGUCCCUGGUGGUCCAGUGGCAGCAGUCCCUGGUGGUCCGGUGGGAUGACUUCCGUCUGCAGCUCCGCGAGAGCUGCAGACUUCUUUCUCGCGAGCGCCUGUCAGAGCGCUCUGUGUGCUCACGAGAAGCACAUUAUGUGAUCUGCAGCUCUGCACUCAGCGGAGCUGCAGAUCAGCGGCUGGCUCACCGUGUGGAGGGGCCACCCGGCGGCAUACUGGGCAAGCCGCCGGGCCCCCUCUCACUGUCGGGUCCUCGGUCAUUGACCGAGGACCCGACAGUUCAGUCUGCCCCAAGGCGAUUUAGGCGGCCGCGAGGCCCCACACAGCGCGAGGCCUUAGGCGGCCGCCUAAAUCGCCUAAUUAGAGAGCCGCCUCUGCUAUUAUUGAACAAAGUUGAUAGACAAUAACAUCAUAGUGCAGCACCUUCUGUCUGUUAUAGUGCAACAAGAUAAGGUAGAUAAAGCAAUCUGUUUUUUUUAGUUGGCAGGGGCUCUUGGUACCUAGAUCACCAGAUAAAGUGUCACACAGGAUGCCUGGUUGCUACUGCAUUAUCUAUUAGACCAGUAUCAAAAAAGUUAGAUUUGUAUUAAAAUUCCCAGUUUCUAUUUUUGAGUAUUUACAAGAAGUUUUUAUUUCAGUAAAAAAGCAUGAUUUAGGCAAAUUGUAACGGUUAUGGUGAAAUAACCCAGUCUCGACUCUCACCUCGUGAAAGCCUUUCUAUAUUCUCACAGUAUCUGACACAUAAGUAGCACAAAGCACACACAUGACGCUAAGUUGGGGAGGGAAUGCUCACAGUUCUCCCUAGAAGGGUAUGGAAGGAUGGUUUGUUGUUACAGAAGUUGUUAUAGAAAAUAGUCGAUAUCCCUUUCCAUGUCUGCAGUUUGGAUCACUAUUGGCCCCCAUUGUUAAGGCAGGAAGGGCUUUGGCCACACAUUAGGAUAUAUGUGUAGUCUGUAAUAGUAGUUUGCAGUGUCCUUGUAUAUUCAGAUGUCUGGUCACAGCUAAGGACCGUUUACUGAACAUGGGAAUUAUGCUUCAUACUGCAGUCAUUUUUCUAGCACCAAAGAUGAGCAGAUUACGUGAAAAACGGACUAAUAAAUAUAUAUAUAUAUAUAUAUAUAUUUGUUUUUGUCACACCUAAUGUACAUUUGGAAAAUAUUUGUUGAUUCACAAACAUUUUGAAAGAAAACUGGAAGGCAGGUAAGGGACACCAUAUGCAUUACCAUUUCUGCAAACAACGUGCAGUAGUUGGGUAUUAUUUAACAGCAAUGUAUAUUUACCUUGUAGUUUAAUUUUACAAGAUUGCAGUAGAUGUAUGCAUUAUUACACGUUUACUAACCAUCCUAAUUAGAACCUUUUCUUUUAGUGCAUAUGUAACAUGUUCACAAAAAAGGUUUAUUAAACCCAAAUGAAUCAUUCUCUGUUGUAGCUUUUUGUACAUAUUAUGUUUCUAUUUUUGCAGUUAUCAGACUUCACCCCUGCCGACUGAGGGGAAUGUUAUUCGUUUCUGGACAACCAUUUCAAAGCCAGUGCUGAGAAAAAUGAGCUUUGUCUUAAUUCUCCAAGGCAUGUUCGGUCUGUAUAUCAGUUCACGACAUUUUGCAAUAUAUGAAAAAAUGCUUCGUCUUCCCGCAGUAGACAUGGAAGCUGACACAGUCCUGCAAUAAGUUGUUUUGUUGUUGCAUAUCAGUGAGUGUGCUUGACUGCAUUUAUUUUUAAUAAACAAUCAUAAAACAGUAUCUGUGAAAAGUACAUUUUAUUGUCUGUAAAUAAAAUUUACUAAACGUGCUGUUUACAACUAGUGCUUACUGCUACAAAAAAAAAAAAACUACAGCCUAUUGUAGUGAUUAUGGUGCUGCAAAACAGAGCCGACAAAGUUUCCUUUUAUUUGGGUUAAUUUACAGUGGUGUAAAUCCAGCACAGUACUGUGAUCCUGGAGAAGAUUGACAGCCUCCAUGAGCUGUGAGUGUGUACAGUUCAGCUGCACCCUGAAUUGGAUCAGUGCGGUCAGUAUGCACUCACAGCAACACUCUGCUAUAUAUGAUCCACUACUGGAUUUAUGUAGAUAAUGUUAAACUUUCUGCUUGUCUGUAACUUGCUGAAAUUAACUACUGUAAUUCUAACCCAUUCAAAAAGGUAUACUGAGACAUAGUGACUACUUUGUCUCAGUAUUUCCCCUACAGCUGACUCUACGAGAUACUGGGUGGAGCUACGUGUCAAUUUCCCAGCCAGCAGUGAUGUAGGAGAUAUACAUACAUAUAUAUAGUGGAGGGUCAAACAGCGAUGUCUACAUAGGGGGUAUUUGUAAGUUAUGUAAAGUCCCCAGACGGUGACCGUUCACUUUUACAUACAAGGCAAUAAUAGACAAACUGAAAGAAUAGCUGAAAGAGCAUUUUUCUAGUUUGUUGCUCUACAACGCUAAAACACUUUGUGCCAUGGUUUAACAUUGAGAUUUAAAGGGGCAAUAUAAUAACCAGAACAACAACUUAAUGUGAUUGUUCUAGUGUAUACUGACCGUCCCUGUAGGCUUUUUAAUGCUAACACUGCAUUUUCAGAGAAAAGGCAGUAUUUACAUUACUGCCUAGAAGCACUUCUAGCGGCAGUCACAGUCCACUAGAGGUGCUUCCUGGGUCCAUGUUGCACAAUGUGCCAAUCUGCCGCCAAGCGUCUCCACACUUUUGUACAAUGCUAUUAAUCGAAGUGUAGGAAGUUCUGUCUCUCCAAUCCCAAUGAAUCCUAUUCCCACAUGUAAGGCCAUUUGUUAUUGGCAAUCUCCAUAUAGUGAAAAUUGUUAUAAACGGAAAACAGGCUGACUACUAUAAUGGAGUAAGAUGGCCAUUUAGUAAACAAACCACAAAGUGGGGGAAAUUGACUACAGAUUCUAGCUCAGCUCAAAACCUAAACAUACAUAUAGUUGUCCUAAAACUUUAUAUUCACUGGUCAAUUAAGUUGUAUGUAUAACCCUAUCUGUAAAUAAGACAACACUAAUACAUUCUGUAACAGUGUUGGGGUAUUCUGCCAAAUGAGCUAUUCUGAAAUGUGGUGAUUGGUGAAAACCCUGUAAGCAAAAUAUAAGAAUGUGCCCUUGAGGUGGUAUAUUCAGUGCAACAAAACCACAAAGUGCUUACCUGUAUAAUUUCAUCAUACAAUUCUUAGACUGCUCCAGCAAAAUCUUUUAACAUGGAGUUUUAAUUUAAAUAGGCACUUUUUCUUCUUUUGAGUUUGCAAAGCAGUAACUGUAAUUGUAGCUAAAACCAUUCUGCCAUGAAAUGCAUAUCUUAAAGUGACAGUGUGCAGAUUUUCAAGUGCUUGAGUUUCCAUUGCCUGGCUGAAUAUGUAAAACCCCAGAGGAUGGUUGAGAUGUCCUACCCAAUCCAAAGUCUUCAUUAUUUUCAGUAACUUGGUGAUCAUACGCUAACAAAUCUAGCAUUUGCAAAGAGGUCAGAGACUAAUUAAUGCGAUGACUUUGAAUUUUUACAUAUUGUUUGCAUAAUUAAAUCAUAAGAAGAGUGGUUCUCAAUCUGUUCUAGACCAACACUUUAAUGAGAACAAAAUCCCACAGUGACAUACUUAGGUUUAAUUAACUGGCAGAUAAGAAUUCCAUUUUUAAUGCACAAAAGAAAACCCCACAUUUUAAGAAUUGCAUUCAGCAUAUUACAUAUGAGUUAAAGGGAGCAAACCAUAGUCAACAGAACAACUACAGCUUAAGAUAGAUGAUGUAAUCAUUCUCUGCAGGCUUUUUGCUGAAAAGACAGCUUAUACAUAAUGACACAUCUAGUGGCCACUGGAGAUGCUUCCUGGGGCACUGGCAUUCAGUGUCUCUACCCUCUGUAUGGAAGCACUGAACUUUCCCCAUAAAGACAUUAAUUCAAUGCAUCUCUGAGGAGGUGCUGAUUGGCCAAGCUGGUAUUUGGCCCCACUCCAUCCUUGCCAAUUUCAGCCAUUGCAAUGCUUUCCCAUAGGGAAAUCUUAAAUUCUGAUAAGAUCACCAAUGAGGCGGAUCAGAGGCAGGGCCUGCACCGACAAACCCGUGCAGUGCUGGAUAUAAAGUAAGUUUUAACCCCUUUUAAGGAGUAUAAGACAGGGGCAAGCCAUCCAAAUAGUUGUUUUAACUUGUUUGUGUUCCUGAACCUAUAGUAUUCCUUUAAUGUAGUCAUUGCACACUGCUUGAAGACUAUUGUGAUACACACUCCAGGCCUAUUUUACAUAUGCACCCAUAACAGUUUUAGGAUUUUUGCUGGGCUAGUUUUGUGGACCAACUCCAAUCAAAAUCCCUCAAGCAGGCACUAGCUGUCUACAGCAUUAUCUGAAUCCCUAAUGCAAAAAGCAAAAAUCACAUUAUGCUAAAGUGAUUAAUGCUGACUGCACAGAAGAACCCCAUGAGGAGAGGAGGGAAUCAGGAGCAGACCAACCAGUACUGAUGGAGAUAAGGCAUUAAGAUAUGUAGUAGGAUAAGUUAUACUGAGUUUCUGCUGUAGAUACACUAGAGAGGGGACUAACGUAGAAACAGAACCUGAAAAAAAGGGAGUUAGAGAGGAUAUGAAUUACCAGUAGUAGGGACAUGUAUGUAUUUUCAAGGAACAGAAAGUAAACAGCAAGAGAACUGGAAUACUAAUUUAAGAGUAUACACGCAGGAGAUAUAUUAAGGCAGUCAAAUUUGUAAAGACAGUGACAUGACUGCUGGGGGUCCAGUGAUGGCAGCUAAAGUUGAAAUUUACUUACCUGAACCUGUCCCUCGUGGGCGCAGCCAUCUUUUUAGUGGGUCCUUUUCAUGCGUGGCAGUAUAGCAUUGAUGGCUAUGGAGGAUUCUACAAGACCACAGGUUCUUCCAUAGACAGAGCCAAUUUCCUGCAGCUGUCACCGAGGUCGGGAUUGACCCUGUACCUCAGACAGCUGUCGGGAUUGACCGUGUAGCUCCAACCGAAGGUCUACCAAAAGAAAAAUACAGAGACAAAGUAAUCUUUACUUUGUCUCAGUAUCUCGAGUCAGGGUUGGAAUUUCAGUGAAAUUCCCACACACCCAAAACAAAUAUUUCAUGAAGAUUCUAUCUUUAUCCAGUUGAACAGUGUCUCUUUAAGGAAAUGAUAAAAGAGAAUGUACUUUAAGAGGGAGUGAGGACAGCUUUAUAAAGCAGAUACAAGAAAAAUAUGUAGGAAACUGGUUUGAUUACAAUGGGAGACGCUCCUUUAAACAAGCUGGCACAUUAUGAUUUUUGACCAUCUAAAUAUAAUAACUAGUAUUUAUAUAGCACAUUUCUCCCAGUGGGAUUCAAAGCUCUUAUCAGCGCACGCUCUAGGAAUUAACCAAAUCGGCAGCUGAACAGUAAUAGAUGUUAUUAUACAUACAAUGCUUCAGAUUUAACCCCUUAAGGACGGAGCCAAAUGUACACGUUGUGAACAAAACAAAAUGUAAACAAAACCUGGCAUUUGCGCUACAUGUCUGUCCAACCGUAAUUCACCUCUUUCAUAUUAAAUACACCCACCCUUAUAUAUCAUUUUAUUCAGGGGAAACAGGGCUUUCAUUUAAUAUCAAAUAUUUAGCUAUGAAACAAUUUAAU